AGAUGAAAAAGGAAAGGUCGUUGAUAUUCUACGUUGAAGUUGUCCUUGUAGGAGCUAGUAAGGUCUUUCUAAAAUUUAGCACCAAAUAGUAAAUAUUAACAGUGGAGUUGUAGUUCCGUUUGUUGUUGUACAGCUUUAUUGUGGUUAUUGGAAAGAAACAGUUAUGGAGUUGUGUCGGACGACCAGUGGAUAGAUGUUGUUUGCCAGCCCCCUCGUCAACCCCUGUAAACCGGUACCGGCCCGUCUGAAUCGCCUGCGGAUGAUAAUGGCCAAAUACGCAGUUGUCGUGGGUAGGAAAGUCGGCGUGUUUGAUUCCUGGGCCGAAUGCCAGGAACAGGUUCUGGGCUAUCCCAAGGCGGUGUACAAAAAGUUCAACACUCAAAACGAGGCAGAAUCGUUUCUGAGGAGUCAUUCAACCACUGUCGGCUCGGAAGCGGACUCUGUAAGGCGACUACAAUUUGUUGAUGGUGUGGUACUCGACAAGCAUCAAUCCAACAAAGUGGAGAGCAAUCCUAGUAGUUCCGUACUGGAUGGUGUUUACAAAAGGAUCUCCUCAUUGGAAGAAAAGUUUAAUAAGUAUGUUAUGGAGACCACUUCCAAAUUGGAGGCUAUUAAUUCGAGGUUGAUAUGUAUAGAAAGGAAAAGAAGUGAUUGUCCUGUCGAGGACGCAGAAGAAAAAAUGGCUGUAAAAAAAAUCAAAUUGGAAAAAUCCCCAGAUCAAAACGAUUUUGUAAUGGACGAAAAAGGUUUUGUUGUUGUAUUUACUGAUGGCGCAUGUUCUUCUAAUGGGAAAGCAGGAGCAAAAGCGGGCAUUGGUGUAUGGUUUAACUACGAUCAUCCUUUGAACGUCUCGACUCCGGUCAAAGGAUCUCCGACUAAUAACACGGCAGAGAUCCAGGCUGCGAGAGUUGCCAUCGAUCAAGCAAAGAAAGCCAUGAUUUCUAAACUCAGUAUUCACACAGAUUCACAGUUCCUGAUAAAAUGUAUCACUUGCUGGAUUUACAAGUGGAAAAAAAACGGUUGGAAGUUGGCCAAUGGAGAAAACGUCAAAAAUAAAGAUGAACUGGUCAAAUUGGACAAUGCUAUUAAAAGUCUUAAUGCUAUCCAGUGGAUUCAUGUUAAGGGGCACAGUGGUAAUGUCGGAAAUGAAAUGGCAGACAAACUAGCUAGAGCAGGAGCAGAACAAUAUCAGUCAAAUUUAACAUUUGGGGUGUAAUCUUAAACCAUAGUUUUAUAAAAACUCAAAAUAGAAAAUGUUUUUAAAUGUAUAUAGGUACAAGCUGAGAAUAAACUAAAUAUUAGCAAAUUGUUUUAGAGAGGCUUUUCUUUCUCCCAUUUUAAAUUAAAUUUUGAAAUUCCAAAAGAACCCAUCAUUAAUCUUGCCCUAAACCAUUUAUAUUGAGUGAAAUAAUAGAUUUUUGACCAACAACAGCUUUUUCAGAAUUCAGUUGUUUUUGACAUUUUUUAUUAAUUAAAAUGUCAAAUAAAAGCUAAAUUAAUAACAAAAUUGAGGGAAAAAUGUAAAACCCCUCUUUAAUAUAAUUGCAACACAUGGCAUAGCUUAAGAACAUGUAUAAUAUUUUGAAAUGGAUAAAUUAAAAUAUUAAUCCUUAUAU
Molecule: messenger RNA, 1616 nt
Organism: Cimex lectularius (bed bug)
Lineage: Eukaryota; Metazoa; Arthropoda; Insecta; Hemiptera; Cimicidae
Gene: rnh1
Product: ribonuclease H1
Exons: 1
Coding region: 194-1216 (340 amino acids)
Biological process (GO): DNA replication, removal of RNA primer
Molecular function (GO): nucleic acid binding; RNA-DNA hybrid ribonuclease activity; magnesium ion binding
Source: RefSeq, a predicted model, not a curated record